AUGUCCCCAUCGACAGCUGCUAUGUCCGCUCUCUCCCUCCUCCGCUCGAGGCUCUCGGCAAAUCUUGACCAGCUCAGUCCAGAGCUAGCGGAAAAGUAUGGCCCGUUCUGCGAUAUGACGAGCAACCCGGCGGUACUAGCUGCUCUUAUCGCGAGCGAUACGCAUAUAGAAGAUGUGCGAAGAGCUGUUGCAAGAGCUAGAACCGAGGCGGAGGGAGACAUGGAUGAGACCAUAGAGCUGGCUAUAGAUAUGCUGGUUGUGACGAUAUCGAAACUCACACUUGACCACCUGACUGGGCGGGUACAUGCUCAAGUAUCCCCUCGACACGCCCUCUCGGUCGAAUCUACCAUCCUCCACGCCCAUCGCCUCAUACGCCUCUUUGCCUGGGACGGUAUCUCUCCCGGCCGCAUAUGUCUUCAAAUCCCAGCGACUGGCGCUGGAAUGGUAGCUGCCGCUCAGCUCGAAAAGUCAGGCAUACGGACUUGCGCCACCACAGUCUUCUCCCUCCCUCAAGCCCUUGCAGCGGAACAAGCGGGAUGUCUUUACGUCGCGCCUUACUUCAACGACAUGGCGGUGCUCUUCCAACCUGGCACAUGGAGGGCGUACAACGAUCCGGGGAUGGAACAUCCUAUGUCCGGCGUGAUAAGGGAUAUCGUGGAUGCGUAUGAGGGUAUGGUGCAGAAAGCGGGCAAGGGGAUCAAGGGACACCGGCCAGAAGUGAUGGUCAUGAACCUAGUGACGCCUGGGGAGGCGCUGGCGGUCAGCACGCUGGGGGUGGACCAUAUCAGCCUGUCAGGGAAGGUGAUGGAGGAGCUAGCGGGAGGGAAGAACGAGGCGACUUUUAUGCCGGAGGUUCUGGACGAGCAUGAAGCGAUUCUGCAGCCAAUGGAGCUGGAUGAUGAGAUGGGGAGUAAGAAGGCAAAGGGGAAGGGGAAAGAGAAAGUGCCGGUGGCCACCAUCCCCGAUACAGACUGGUUAGCGGACGACGGUGCUGCGCUGGAUGAAGCUAUACGCAGCGACGAGGAGGUCAGCCGGAAAUUGGAGUAUGCCGUGAAAGCUUUCGAGGAGUGCGAAGCAAGAAUAGCAAUAGUCAUUCGGCAGAUGCUACUGGCUUCUUAG
This is a messenger RNA of Dioszegia hungarica, 1119 nucleotides long. Its product is annotated as aldolase. Gene Ontology annotation, biological process: pentose-phosphate shunt, non-oxidative branch; carbohydrate metabolic process. NCBI's taxonomy places the organism in Eukaryota, Fungi, Basidiomycota, Tremellomycetes, Tremellales, Bulleribasidiaceae. The coding region runs from base 1 to 1119 and encodes 372 amino acids. Gene Ontology annotation, cellular component: intracellular anatomical structure. The transcript has 5 exons. Gene Ontology annotation, molecular function: transaldolase activity. The record is from RefSeq and is a predicted model, not a curated record.